AUGGUAGUGACUACUAUGCUGAACUACUACUUGUUUGUUAUCAUAACUGGAUGGUUCUUAAUGGCAAGGCCGUCAACAGUACUAGCUGCUAUAUAUGCCAAACCUCAUUGUAAAGAAAAGUGCGGAAACAUAACUAUCCCAUUCCCAUUCGGAAUUGGAUCGUCCAAUUGUUAUUUUGACAAAUGGUUCGAAAUCUCAUGCCACAACUCUGUGCCUUUCCUCGUACAAACUCAACUACAGGUACUUAACAUUUCGUUAUAUGACGAAAAUAGACCAUCCGAAUGGGUUCAGGUGAGAAGCCCCAUCAGUUUCUUCAACUGUGCAAAUAAGACAAGCAAAAAAUCAGCAAAUUUAACAGGAAGCCCCUUCUACUAUGCUUCUGAGAAUGACUUCGUUGCAGUAAGUUGUGGUGCUUUUGCCAAGUACGAAACAAGGAGAGGUAACAGGGUCGUCCAGGAUGGGUGCAGUAGCAGCAGCUCCGCAUGCUCGUCAUCAUCAUCAUCACCAUCAUCCAAUAAUAUUGAUUUUAGUAAUUGCGAUGGCGUUAAAUGUUGUCGUACUUCUUUCGAUGGAAGUUACAACUUCAAAAUCUCCAUGGAUAAUGAUUCUAGUACGACUCUUGCAACAAAUCGUGAUAACGAAUAUUGCAAAUAUGCAUUCCUGAUUGAUCCUAAUGAAUACAAAACAUCCCAUGAUGAUGAUCUGGAUUAUUAUGUUCCCGCCACACUAAGUUGGUCCCUUAACAGUACGUAUUUCGACAUAUUUAAAACAGAUGUUAACCCAACCAGAUCUAGCAGCUUCGUCUGCGACAGUGAUGGUACUUUAAAUUCCUCUCUAGAUAGGAUACACAACUGUCGCUGCCGUUAUGGAUUUCGAGGGAAUGCGUACAUUCAGGACGGGUGUCAAGGUAUAUGA
Messenger RNA from Humulus lupulus (European hop), 915 nucleotides. RefSeq names its product wall-associated receptor kinase-like 1. Lineage: Eukaryota; Viridiplantae; Streptophyta; Magnoliopsida; Rosales; Cannabaceae. Gene Ontology annotation, molecular function: polysaccharide binding. The transcript has 2 exons. The coding region runs from base 1 to 915 and encodes 304 amino acids. The record is from RefSeq and is a predicted model, not a curated record.